This is a messenger RNA of Gossypium raimondii (Peruvian cotton), 871 nucleotides long. Its product is annotated as 30S ribosomal protein S9, chloroplastic. The transcript is spliced from 2 exons. Gene Ontology annotation, biological process: translation. Bases 103 to 732 code for a protein of 209 amino acids. NCBI's taxonomy places the organism in Eukaryota, Viridiplantae, Streptophyta, Magnoliopsida, Malvales, Malvaceae. Gene Ontology annotation, molecular function: RNA binding; structural constituent of ribosome. The record is from RefSeq and is a predicted model, not a curated record. Gene Ontology annotation, cellular component: plastid small ribosomal subunit; ribosome; mitochondrial small ribosomal subunit.
GUCUCACAGCUGAACUCUGCUACUCUCUUUAACACCAUCACAGAAAGGCCACUGUUUUUAGCUAAUCACAAAUCCAUAUUUUCCCUCUCACAAAAUAAAAAAAUGGCUCUUUCAAUCUCUUCCUUAACGUCAUCCCUUUCUUCCCUUUCAUUUUCCUCUCAGAUUUCCCGGAAUCCAAGCAGUAUCUCAAUUCCCCAACCACCGAAAACCUUGCCCAUUUCCCUGUCCUCUAAAUCCACUCGUUCCCUUUCAAUUUCCGCUACGGUGGCUGCUCCGGUUGAGACUGAACCGGUUGAGAACCUCAAGAAGCUCGUUAAGUCUAGGCUCCCUGGUGGGUUUGCUGCUCAGACUAUUAUAGGGACGGGACGAAGGAAAUGUGCCAUUGCUCGUGUGGUUCUUCAGGAAGGAACUGGGAAGUUCAUUAUCAAUUACCGUGACGCUAAGGAGUAUCUUCAAGGGAACCCAUUAUGGUUGCAGUACAUAAAAGUUCCAUUGUUGACAUUGGGGUAUGAAACGAGUUAUGAUGUAUUCGUGAAAGCUCACGGAGGUGGGCUUUCGGGACAGGCACAGGCAAUCUCACUCGGCAUUGCUCGUGCAUUGCUGAAGGUGAGUGCCGAUCAUAGGAGUCCGUUGAAGAAAGAAGGACUUUUGACCAGAGAUUCAAGGGUGGUGGAGAGGAAGAAAGUUGGUCUCAAGAAGGCUCGUAAAGCUCCACAGUUUUCCAAACGUUAAGUGGAUGGAAAACUGGGGAUAUAUAUAUACAUUGCUUUCAUGGUUGGUUUUGUAGAAAAUCUUUUCUUCUCGGUAACAUUUGCUGAUGAAUUUUUUUUACAAAAUUCUAAAUUGAAGAAGUACCCCUUUUGAUAAUGUA